Hydractinia symbiolongicarpus is the source of this 1159-nucleotide messenger RNA. RefSeq names its product polycomb complex protein BMI-1-B-like. The coding region runs from base 36 to 1103 and encodes 355 amino acids. NCBI's taxonomy places the organism in Eukaryota, Metazoa, Cnidaria, Hydrozoa, Anthoathecata, Hydractiniidae. Gene Ontology annotation, biological process: negative regulation of transcription by RNA polymerase II. Gene Ontology annotation, molecular function: promoter-specific chromatin binding. Gene Ontology annotation, cellular component: PRC1 complex. The record is from RefSeq and is a predicted model, not a curated record. The transcript is spliced from 9 exons.
GUGACUUUCCCUGAUUGGACAAAUGAAUUUCCUUUAUGUGGUUUGCUAACAUUUAUUUGUUUGUUGUCUUACUGUUUAUUGAUAACUAUUUUCUUUUUGUAUGCAGAAUGCAGAAAAGUAUUACUCUGCAAAAUAUUAAUCCUUACUUGGUAUGUUCAUUAUGCAAAGGAUAUUUGGUCGAUGCGACAACAAUAGUGGAAUGUCUGCAUUCAUUUUGUAAGAGUUGCAUUAUCAAACAUCUCGAAUUGUCGUACAACUGUCCGAAAUGUAACACAGAGAUUCAUAAAACUAAACCGCUAGAGUAUAUCAGGUCAGAUCCCAGUCUUCAAGAAAUUGUGUAUAAACUUGUUCCAGAUCUUUUUGCAAAAGAGGAACAGCGCAGAUAUGAAUGGCGAAAAUUGGACAUUUCUAAUGAAAAUGGUGCUACCACAACUUCCACAGAACAUUCCCCACACGACACUAGGAUAUUAGUCACCUUGAAAUAUUUCAGAGGGACGUCACGUAUGGAGAGAAUCAAAACAGAAAAGGUCCUUCAGUUAUUUCCAACAAGAUACUUAUGUUGUCAACCUGAAAUGCCUGUCGGUGUUUUAAAAAAGUUUGUACAGCACAAGUUUGAUAUAUCUCAGGAUAUGUUUGAGCUUGAAUUGUGGCGAGGUGAUGAAACACUACUUGACGAGUUAACGUUAAAACAACUCGUCCAAAUCUAUGGUUUGUACAGGGAGAGAAAGCCGUUAGAACUUCACUUUAGUUUGUAUCCCAAGUUCGAAUCACAACAAGAGCAGGAAGGCUGUGAAAAAGAUGAUGUGAAUAAUGAACUUAAAACGAACAUAGAUACCAGGCAUGAAGAAGGCCUAGGUGAAAGCUUAGAAACCGGGUCAAAAGGCGAUGGCGAUCUUGAAAAUAACCAAAAUAUUCAUAUUUCUGAGGCAAAACCAACGCAGGAGAACACUUGCUCCAACGCAGAGGAUAUGGAUACAGAACCUCACGACAGUGAAAUUGAACUAGACAUACCGCCCAGUGAAACGCUAGAUACAAACUCGAAUUCUGAUUCUCUAGAAAUUAUAUUACCGCGUGAACAGGAAGAAAUGAAUGGUGUCACGUGAUUUAUUAUUUAUUUAUUAAAUUAUUUUUUAUGUACAAGAAUUUACAUAUUUACAAA